Messenger RNA from Nematocida ausubeli, 288 nucleotides. RefSeq lists its product as uncharacterized. Gene Ontology annotation, molecular function: structural constituent of ribosome. The record is from RefSeq and is a predicted model, not a curated record. Gene Ontology annotation, cellular component: cytosolic large ribosomal subunit; ribosome. The coding region runs from base 1 to 288 and encodes 95 amino acids. Gene Ontology annotation, biological process: cytoplasmic translation. NCBI's taxonomy places the organism in Eukaryota, Fungi, Microsporidia. The transcript has a single exon.
AUGGCCAAGUCAAAGAACCACACAAAUCAGAACCAAAACAGAAAGGCACACAGAAAUGGAAUCCACAAGCCAAAGGACUGGGAAAAACUACCAACCAGAGGAGUCCCUGCAGCAGCCCUCAAGAGCACAAGAGAGGAGCACAAGAGACUUCACCCAGUUGGAAAGAAGAGCUUAAUGUCCUUUGAGGAGAGAUUUGCCAAGGAAAUGGAAAACCCACUCAUUAACAGAAGAAGAAUGAUCAAGAAGAUUGGAAUUAGAAAGAUGGCUCUUAACGGAAUCUACCUAUAA